AUGGACGACAUCUUGCAGGCGCAGUUCGACCGAGUGGAGCAAGCCUUGAGCACUUUGGUCGACUCGAUUGCGUCGUAUAACCCCAACCCCCAGGCUGCAAUCGACCUUGUCGCCGCCGAUGACGAGCUCAGCCAUGGUCUUGACCAACUCGCCAGGCACCAGGCAAACCAUGCGCGUAUCCAAACACUUCGCGCCGAAGCUGAUGCGCUAGAAGAGCAGCUCAAGUCGUCUGUCGCAGCGUUGGCAGGCUUGCGCAAAGAACUGUCCGAGACGCCAGCGACCGUCUUCCCGGAAGACUCCCGCCCAGUUCCCUUUGACGAGCUGCUUGGAUAUGCAAAGAACAUUUCCAAGUAUACUGUGCCGCCCACCUUCCGCGAGCGCGUCCCAGAACCAGAGUUAGAAAGCCACAAGGACAAAGAUGCAUUCGAAGGUUCGGCCAGCGCCCCAGCUACAAAUGGCGUGAAUACACCCACCACCGCAGCUGCAGCCGUCGAGGCUCCGAAGGGCAACAUAGAACCUCCAAAGGAAGGCGCAGGGACGGACGCUGCUGCGCCAGAAAUAACCGCCGAAGAAGAGGAAUGGCUGAAGAAGCUCAAAGACAGCGGUUUCGCGUGGUUCCCUUGGCCAGACGAUGCGAAAAUCCGCCGAGGCAACCUGUGGAAAGUCUACCACUACCGCGAACACGGCCGUAAUUUGGACGAGUUCAACAUUGAGGCGUACGAGGAAGAGGAGAAGAAGAAGUUUUUGGACGCGGUACAACCUCAGCAGGCACCCGAGGAGAUGCAGGCAGAACCGCAGUUCCAGGAGCAGAGGGCUCAGCAGGCACCACAGGCGCAGGCUGCUCCUGCAGCUCCGGCUGGGGCAGGAUUCACGCUGUUUGAUGAUAUGGAGUCGGAUGAGGAUUGA
Messenger RNA from Ascochyta rabiei, 906 nucleotides. RefSeq lists its product as uncharacterized. Gene Ontology annotation, cellular component: mediator complex. Gene Ontology annotation, biological process: regulation of transcription by RNA polymerase II. The transcript is spliced from 2 exons. The coding region runs from base 1 to 906 and encodes 301 amino acids. NCBI's taxonomy places the organism in Eukaryota, Fungi, Ascomycota, Dothideomycetes, Pleosporales, Didymellaceae. The record is from RefSeq and is a predicted model, not a curated record. Gene Ontology annotation, molecular function: transcription coregulator activity.